This is a messenger RNA of Exophiala oligosperma, 1911 nucleotides long. RefSeq lists its product as hypothetical. The coding region runs from base 1 to 1584 and encodes 527 amino acids. The record is from RefSeq and is a predicted model, not a curated record. Gene Ontology annotation, biological process: carbohydrate transport; transmembrane transport. Gene Ontology annotation, cellular component: membrane. NCBI's taxonomy places the organism in Eukaryota, Fungi, Ascomycota, Eurotiomycetes, Chaetothyriales, Herpotrichiellaceae. Gene Ontology annotation, molecular function: carbohydrate:proton symporter activity. The transcript has 6 exons.
AUGACUGCCACGAAACGGAAGUAUCUAGGAGGCUCGGGCAAUGCCUUGACCGUCUGGAUCACGCUUGCCGCCUCGACUGUCCUCGUCUUCUAUGGCUAUGAUCAGGGUGUCUUUGGAAACGUCCUCGUCGGUCAGAACUUCCUCGAUCAAAUGGGCAACCCGUCGGCAAAAGACCAAGGAACUAUGACCAGUGUUUAUAAUUUGGGAUGUUUCGGAGGCGCGUUAUCCACGCUUUACACCGGCGACAAGCUUGGUCGUCCCAGGACGCUACUCCUGGGAAGUAGCAUCAUCGCCGUGGGUGCCAUCAUCCAGACGGCAUGCUGGAGCAUGGGGCAAAUGGAGGCAGGAAGAGUCAUUGCCGGCCUUGGAACAGGCAUGAACACUGCCACAGCAGGCGUCUGGCAGGCUGAAACAAGCAAGUUCCACAGCCGUGGGAAACUAGUCAUCAUUCAGAUGGCCAACUGCAUCACCGGAUUUUGCAUUUCGAAUUGGUUGACUCUGGGCUUUUCUUUCGCCCCCGGCAGCGUUGCCUGGCGUUUUCCAUUGGCUUUUCAGUGCUUCUUCACUGCCUUAGUAUGGAUGAUGUGCCCGUUUCUCCCGGACUCGCCCCGUCUGUUGAUUCGGAAAGGCAGAUAUGAUGAAGCACGUGAAGUUCUCGCAGCGCUCGAGGGCAAUGGCGCCACUCCCGAGUCCGCCUCCGUCCGUACCCAGUUUAACAUCAUCAAAGACGUCCUCGACCGAGAAACCGCCCUCCAGUAUACUUGGUGGCAGCUCCUCACUGGGCGAGGACCGUCUGGUGUUGUCAGAAGAAUGAUUCUGGGUGCUUGGAUGCAAGCUAUGAAUCAAAUUAGCGGCAUCAAUGUCACAUCGUACUUCCAGACUUACAUUUUUAUCCAUGCCAUCAAUUUGAGCGAACUAUUAGCCCGCAUUCUCGCAGCUGCCGGUUCUGUCGAUUACUUGAUCUUCAGCUUCCUGGCAUGGUUCCUGAUUGAGCGCUUCGGCCGUCGCCGCGUCAUGAUGGUAUCGGCCUUUGCUUGCUCAGCAUGCUGGACCACCAUCAGCAUCUCCCUCGGGCUUUCCGAGACCGGCAAAGCGAAUGCCUACUCGAUGGGCGCCCUCGCUACGACGGCGUUCUUCCUUUUUUUCGCUAGCUUCGGUUCAGGCGUCUUAGGAGUUCCCUGGCUCUAUCCCACUGAGAUCAAUCACAUCUCGUUCCGAGCCAAGGGAGCAUCUCUCGCCAUGAGCACGAACUGGAUCAUGAAUUACAUGGUGAGGCCGCCCACUCUCCAAUCGAUGCCACAAGCUCCUACCAAGGCAGAACCAGUUGUUGAAACAGGAAAUGGAUGGCUGACAUUGGCAUCUUUCGGUUGUCUCGAAUCUAGGUCGCACAAGUCACACCGCCGGGAAUCGCGAACCUGGGCUACCGUUUCUGGAUCAUCUGGGCCGUUCUCUGCGCCAGCUUCAUCCCGACGACGUACCUUUUGUAUCCGGAGACGGCGAACCGUACGCUCGAGGAUAUCGAUCGGUAUUUCGAAGAGCACAGAAACAUCUUUGUGUUCAACGACAAGAUGGCGACGCAGCUGAAGCGGCCAGAGGUGUGGGAGAAGAUGGACGAGGAGAUCGCGAAGCGGGCGGACGAGGAGAAGAUCAAGAAUGGCGAGGUCUUCGAGGAGCACGAAGUUACGGAUGGCAUGACCAAGGGAGAGGACGAGGUCGUGUACCUCGAAAAGUGAGGUGAAUUGAGCGCUCAAAUAGAGAAGCGGGUUGAGUCUCUUUGGAUGCAGUGCUGUGACCGACCAGCUUGACCUCAGGCCCGAUAGAUUCGCAACGAGCACUCAAUUUCUACUAUACACACUAUAUAGAGGGAAGAGUUGCCGACAGCAAAAUAGAUUCAGACUUCUACACCAAAGA